AUGUCGUCUGAAGACGUGUUCGAUCACUACACUGCCGCUGCUACCCCCUCGAGCAGGAAGAAGGAUAGCAAGAGGGUUCGCGGAGAAAGCAGCAAGACUUCUUCAAAGAAGGCCCGGACAGAGGUUCCUUCUGCAGCUGCUCCUUCGAGGGAAACCACGCCACCUCCCACAAAGGAAACAACGCCACCUACUUCUCCACUCGACCAGCCAUCUUCAACUGUAUCGGUCGGCCAGCACUCUACUCCUGCAGCGCCUACCGACCAGCCACACCACACUCAACCCGAAGACACUCUGGGCAGCACCGUGCGUCGCACAAGUACUUUGGCCACCCAGACCAAAGACUUUGACAUCAGGCAUACUGAGGCAGUGAAGGUGCUCGAGGGGAAAAAUGCUGACCUGCUCGAGAAAAACGCAGAACUGACCAAGCAGAAUGACGAACUGCUCGAGCAGAAAGCCCAGCUGACCGAAGAGCUACUGGAGUGUCGAGCUGCCCUAAACAAAUCUAAUGAAGAUAAAGAAAAAUUCAGGGAGAGUGCCAAACUCAACUUUCAAGAAGUUAAACAGCUUGGGCUCGAUCUGACUGCAAGAAAAAAGGAGACGGAGGAGCUGGAGGGGCGUGUUAAGGAGCUCGAAGAGACUAAUGCCAAAAACAUGGAGAAGUAUAGGGAAGCCACCCACCUUUGCUUCUACAAGUUUUGGAAGCAUAAUCAAAAGGCCGACUUCAGCUAA
Messenger RNA from Humulus lupulus (European hop), 729 nucleotides. RefSeq lists its product as uncharacterized. The record is from RefSeq and is a predicted model, not a curated record. The coding region runs from base 1 to 729 and encodes 242 amino acids. The transcript is spliced from 2 exons. NCBI's taxonomy places the organism in Eukaryota, Viridiplantae, Streptophyta, Magnoliopsida, Rosales, Cannabaceae.